This is a messenger RNA of Coregonus clupeaformis (lake whitefish), 3811 nucleotides long. RefSeq names its product F-box/LRR-repeat protein 19-like. The record is from RefSeq and is a predicted model, not a curated record. Gene Ontology annotation, biological process: regulation of transcription by RNA polymerase II; protein demethylation. Gene Ontology annotation, molecular function: zinc ion binding; protein binding; transcription coregulator activity. Lineage: Eukaryota; Metazoa; Chordata; Actinopteri; Salmoniformes; Salmonidae.
AUGUCAGGCAGUAAGGCUCUGGGAGGGGCACGGCGGCGGCGGACGCGGUGCCGGCGCUGUCAGGCCUGCAUGCGGAUAGAGUGCAGCGAGUGCCACUUCUGCAAGGACAUGAAAAAGUUUGGCGGGCCCGGAAGGAUGAAGCAGUCCUGUCUGCUCCGACAGUGCACAGCGCCUGUGUUGCCCCACACGGCAGUGUGCUUCUCGUGUGGGGAGGCGGGGAAGGAGGACACGGUGGACACGGAAGAAGAGAAGUUUAGCCUCUCUCUGAUGGAGUGUACCAUCUGCAACGAGAUCAUCCACCCCAGCUGCCUCAAGAUGGGUAAAGCAGAAGGCAUCAUAAACGAUGAAAUCCCGAAUUGUUGGGAGUGUCCAAAAUGCCACAAGGAAGGCAAGACCAGUAAGGACGGGGGUGAUGGCUCAGGGAAGAGGCGGAUGGACAACGGGGAGGUGGGCCGAUGGAAGCUGACGGACGAUCCUCCGCCCACCAAAAGAAACCCCCUCCUCUUUAGAGGACGGGGAAGGCAGGAUGGUCACAAGAGGAAGAAGGAGAAGGAGCUGCCCCAGGACAGCGGCCCCAAAAAGAAGAUGAAAGGGGCCCAUGAAAAACGCUUGAAAAAGAAACAGAAGCCCAACGUGUCAGAGACUGCAGAGUCCAAUGGGCCCAACUCCUCAACCGGAGGCGGCCAGGGUUCCGGAGGGGGUUCCAACUCCACGCAGUCCCCCACCUCCACGGCCAGCCAGGACCAGCGCUCGCACCACCGCGAGAAAUUGGAGCGCUUCAAGCAAAUGUGCCAGCUCCUUGAGCGUGUCCGCGAGUCCAGUUCAUCGAGCUCGUCUACUUCCGAGUCCGACUCGGAGUCCGACUCUGACUCGCCUUCCGGUUCAGAUGGCCGCCGCGGCUCUGAACCCUCCUCCCCCGCACCCGUCGCUUAUAGCAACAGUGCCAGGGAGCGCAACCGGGAACGGGAUAGAGAGAGGGACAGGAGGCUGGCGGAGCUGGGCUUCAGUGCCAGUGAGGACUCUGAGGGAGAGGGAAGUGUUAAGGAGGAGGAGGAGGCGGUGGAGGAGCAGGUUGUGGGAGACAAGCCCCGGCGUAGGGGGGAGGGACCUCCACGGGGCCGCAAGGGGCUCACGACGGACGGGAAUGACGAGGAGAGCGGGGAGAGGAGUCGGAAGUCUACCCCAUUGCCUCCACCCUCCCCUCUCUCCUCCACCCAGCCUCCACCUUCCUCCGGCCAUGGCCCCUCGCCAGGUUCCGAGGGCUUCACCAGUAAACGCAGCAACGGCUCUGAGACGCGCAAUGGACGGACGCGGGCGGGGGUGAGGGACCGAGAGACUCAGGAGAAGGAGAACGCCAACAACAGCAGCAGCGGCGGAGGCUCGGUGGCCAACCACCGACACGGAACUGGCAAGGGCAACAAAGGCAACAAGAUCCGUAGCAACAAGCAAUCAGGGUCCCAACCAACGUCGAGGAACAGUAGCAACUCUUCUGCUUCUACUGCCACUACCACAUCCAACGGGGGAGGGGAGGGCCUGCUGGGCCCAGGCAGCAACUCCUCAGGGGGCAUGUCAGCCCUCGCCGCCUCACCCCGGUCACAGCCGUCCCGGAUGGCUCCACGCUCGCAGAUGAUGAAACGCAGCCCCCCUGCUGUGCCCUCGCCUCCCCGGCCUGUGCAGAUGGAGCGGCACCUGGUGCGGCCACCGCCAGCCUGCCCCGAGCCCCACUGCCUGCCCCUGGACAGCGGCUCCUCCCACGUGAUGCCCCGCGACGUCUGGCUCCGCGUCUUCCAGCACCUCAGCCAGAGGGAGCUGUGCGUCUGCAUGAGGGUCUGUCGGACAUGGAGCCGGUGGUGCUGUGAUAAGAGAUUGUGGACUCAGAUUGACCUUAGCCGGCAGCGCUCCAUCACCCCUCCUAUGCUGAGUGGUAUAAUCCGCAGGCAACCAGUCUCCCUUAACCUGGGCUAUACCAACAUCUCGAAGAAGCAGCUCAUGUGGCUCAUCAACCGUCUACAAGGUCUACUGGAGCUGAAUGUGUCGGGCUGUCCCUGGUCCUCUGUGUCGGCCCUGUGUCAGGCUGUUUGUCCCUGCCUACGUCUGCUCGACCUCAGCCGGGUAGAAGACAUGAAGGACUCGCACCUGAGGGAGCUACUGGCGCCCCCUGCUGACACUCGGACAGCUCAUGGAGAGAGCAGAGGGGGGCGGUUCCAGAACGUAACGGAGCUGCGAUUGGCCGGGCUGGACUUGACAGAUGUCACGUCCCGCCUGUUGGUGCGCUACCUGCCCCACUUGACCAAGCUGGACCUGAGUCAGUGUGGCAAUAUCACGGACCAGACCAUCCACACACUGACCUCCCCCAUGUCUCCACUGAAGGACAGCCUCACCCACCUAAACCUGGCAGGCUGUGUGAAGGUGACGGAGCAGUGCCUGCCCCUGUUACGCCGCUGUGCCUCCCUUCAGAGCGCUGACCUGCGCUCCUGCACCUUGCUCACUCCCGAUGCCUGUCAGCUCCUCUCCUUCCCUUGCCCUGACGAUAGAGUGCUGCUCAAGAACAGCUAAGGGCCUGCGACACCCUCCUCCUGCCACCUUCCCCCACAACAACCACCGCCACACUACAGAGAGAUAAGAGAACGAGAGGGCCACUGCGUUGUGGGCAGUGAGCCAGCCACUGAGGGAAAAGGACAUGGAGUGGGAGCCACGAAAGAGAAAGGGGGGAUUGAGAGAACUAUAGACCUUUGCCUACAUUUCUCUGGAUUGACUUGUUUGUGAACGGACAUCUUUGAAAAUGUUUUAGCAUGUACAUAUUCAAUAUCUGUAAAAUGGGUGUGUGUAUAUAAAUGUAGUUUACUGUAAAUUACCCACUCCCCGCCCCUUCCCUCCCUCAUUCUACCUUCACACCAACCAUGGAACACAUUAUCCAGCCGACAUGUGUAAAGGCACUGCACUGCGCCACCAUCUUGAACUAGCAUAAUUUGCACUCCAUAAUCAAUUUCCUCUUUCGUGGCGUCAGACUACGAAGAAUGUACCCAAUGCCAGAGGUUGCGCCCCAUCGGAAUCCGUUUAAUGUACAGAUGGAUGCUGGGCUGGUGUUAGUGUGUGUAUGUGUGUCUUUGUAAGUAUGUGUGAGAGAUGUAAACAGUGUUUAAUAUGACAAUUGGAGCGAGAAAGAGAUGGAGAUACGACAAAUGUCCGUCACCUUUACCACUAAGCUCUCUGCUGCCCUCAAUCUUUCUGGGGGGGGGGGGGUAAGGACAUUCAAGGUCCUACAUAUCCUGUUCAAUGGCCGACAGCCACCAGAGCCCAAAACUCCUAGCCCUGACCACAACCCCUUAUUUUCCUCUUGUCCAGCCGUAUUAUGUGCCAUCUUGUCCGCUCUCUUCCCGCCCAACGUGCCAUUCUUCUGUGGUCUGUCCAUCUUUGUGAAUCUGAUUGUCCUACCCUUCCCAUCACACUCCUCCUCUUUACGCCCCGUCUCUCUGCUGCCAUGGCCCUUUUGCAGCUUGUGGUGCCCAGCGUCUGUGCUGUGUGCGUACAUUAUGCAGAGAGCUGGACCUUGCUGUGUCCCGACUGCAAUGAAACCAUGCUUACCGUACUGUUCCAUACCAGACCUGGAAUUCGCCAAGGCUCCUUUCUUCCCUGCUUCACGAUGCCUGGCUGAUGUAACAUUAUCUUGUAGAUGUGCAGACAGGUUCAGUCUAGAUCACUACCGCACGAACUUUAAGAGUGACUGACUGACACGUUUUGAGUAUGAAUUGGGAAAACCGUGUCGAUAAGAAAGACCGUCCGUUGCACUGCGCUCGCUGCUCCACGUGGC